AUGGACUGGUUUUCCUGGCUCUCUCGAACCAAUCUUCAUCCUUCCCUCACUUACGACUAUGGCGUGACAUUCGCCCGCAACGAGCUUGAGCCCGGAGAUGCCGUCUUCUUCGACCACGAGUUCCUCCAGAGCAUGGGAAUCUCCGUCGCCAAGCACAGGCUGGAGAUCCUCAAGCUUGCCAAGAAGGACAAUGGAGCCAACAAGAAGCUCUCUCAGGUGGUCAAGAAGUGUUGGAGGAAAUGUGUGAAGAAGCUCGUUGUGUCUCGUGAUGAGGCCGGGAAGGAGAUUCCUUGUGAGACCAAUUGGCUGGUCCAAAGGAGAGGGUCGCUGAAGGAGGAAAAGCCCAAACCCAUGGGUACACCCUACAGAACCAGAAGCCUGGAAUUUUCUGGGCCUCUUGAUGGACGAGUGCAUGAGAAGGUAAUUACCAAUAACAAGGUGUUGAAGUUAUCUGGCCCUCUUGAUGGGAGGAUGAUUCACCCCAGUCGAAGCCCGAUGGUGCCCAGGCCCGUGGAUCAUGGGAGGUUGAUGGGCUCAGCAAUGAGCCCAAGGUUAUCAGGGCUUCCAUUGCCAGGCAGUAGGAGUCCGAGGCCUAAUUGGGCUGCGGAUGUAGUGACUGAUAGCCCAAUGGGCUUCAGUCCAUGUUAUCAAAAGAAAAAUGCAAAAUCUGAGCAGGAUUAUGAUGAUGAUGAAAACACACCAGUGGCUCACAAUGUUUCAAGAUCUGAAACCAACUUGAAUUUUUUUCCUGUGUUGUGGUUUCGGCACUAA
Neltuma alba is the source of this 771-nucleotide messenger RNA. RefSeq lists its product as uncharacterized. The record is from RefSeq and is a predicted model, not a curated record. The coding region runs from base 1 to 771 and encodes 256 amino acids. Lineage: Eukaryota; Viridiplantae; Streptophyta; Magnoliopsida; Fabales; Fabaceae. The transcript has a single exon.